Entamoeba invadens IP1 is the source of this 594-nucleotide messenger RNA. RefSeq lists its product as hypothetical. The transcript has a single exon. The coding region runs from base 1 to 594 and encodes 197 amino acids. NCBI's taxonomy places the organism in Eukaryota, Evosea, Mastigamoebida, Endamoebidae. The record is from RefSeq and is a predicted model, not a curated record.
AUGACACAAACUAAAUCUUUUCCAACAGGAACUACACAACAACAGGAAGAUACUAUUCAAAAUACUAUCACUCCAAACAAAACGAAAAUGGAAGAGUGCACCGGCUCAGACGAUUUUGAUGUCGACAGUGUUAUUGAAGCAAUGGACAACGAAGUGAAAAAACAAGCAACCCUCAAAACUCAAGAGAUUAAACCACACAAAAAGUUUGACUUUGAUAACAAAUUAGUCAAAAAUUUCCACUCAGUCCAAAACCUCUCAAACUUCGGGUUUUUGCCUCCACAAAAGAAAAAGGUGACACUGAUUUUUGAAAAUGAAAAUAUUUUACUCUUAGGGAAUUUCAAUGAUAAACUCAAAGAAACAUGUCAACGCAAUGGAGCAACUUUUGUUGAAAAGAGUUCUCCAUUACUUUCGAUUAUAGUAUGUUCGAAUGGUAUUAUAGAACAAGACACUUUACUCAAUUGCUCGACGAAAGGAAUUCCAAUCGUGACCAACAAAUGGAUUGAAGACUCAAUCAACAAUAGGAAAAAAAUGGACACACAAAAGUAUUUGAUGUCUGUUGAGCAAAUUGAUGCAACAUCAAGGAAGAGAGACUAA